This is a messenger RNA of Cynoglossus semilaevis (tongue sole), 995 nucleotides long. RefSeq names its product iodotyrosine deiodinase (gene iyd). Gene Ontology annotation, molecular function: oxidoreductase activity. NCBI's taxonomy places the organism in Eukaryota, Metazoa, Chordata, Actinopteri, Pleuronectiformes, Cynoglossidae. The transcript is spliced from 5 exons. Bases 63 to 908 code for a protein of 281 amino acids. The record is from RefSeq and is a predicted model, not a curated record. Gene Ontology annotation, cellular component: plasma membrane.
AUCUCAUGUCAACAUUAGAGGGGUUAAUAUCCUCUUCAUGUGCAGUCUGACAGACAGGAGUCAUGGCUCUCCUCAGUGUUCUCACACCAGUGCUGGUAGUGAUUUUUUGUCUGGUCCUUGGGUUUAUGCUGCUGAAGUCUCAGCAGACUGCACCAAUAACUAACCCCAGACCGUGGGUUGAUCAGGAUUUACAGGACAGCACAGAAACAACAGAGAAAGAGGAUGAGGUGGACAGCAGUGAAGAGCACUGUCAACAAGUGCCGUUCUCCACACAACGUUAUUCUGAGGAAACCAUGCUGAAGAGGAGCAAAGAUUUCUACAUGCUGAUGAAUCAGCGAAGGACGGUUCGGUUUUUCAGCACGGAGCCGGUGCCUCUAGAAGUCAUCGAUAAUGUCAUCCACACUGCAGGCACAGCCCCUAGUGGAGCUCAUACAGAACCCUGGGUAUUUGUGGUGGUAUCUGAUGCUGAUUUGAAGCACCAGGUAAGACUGAUCAUAGAGGAGGAAGAGGAAUUGAACUACCGUCAGAGGAUGGGCGAUAAGUGGGUCCAAGAUUUGUCCAAAUUAAAAACAAACUGGAUUAAGGACUAUUUGGAUGAUGCACCAUACUUGAUCCUUGUCUUCAAACAGACUUAUGGAAUUUUGUCAAACAACAAGAAAAAGACACAUUAUUACAACGAAAUUAGUGUCUCAAUAUCCUGUGGAAUUCUACUUGCUGCACUGCAGAACGUAGGUCUUGUGACCGUCACAUCCACUCCUCUCAACUGCGGCCCCAGGCUCAGGCUGCUGCUCAAGCGGCCAGUCAAUGAGAAGCUGCUGAUGCUGCUCCCUGUUGGUUACCCUGCACCAGAUGCUACUGUUCCUGAUCUUGCACGCAAGCCAUUGGAUAGAAUUGUUGUACACCUGUAAAAUAAACAAUUUCAUGAGGUGCUUUAAUGUGAUUGAUGCUUGCAAUUAUUACAGCCAUAUAAUAGAUUAAAAUAUAAUACACACAAA